UUAUCGACCGAUCAAUGGGCAGCCUUGCUAUUCGCCAACGUGACUUUGUGUUUGAAGCAGUCUGGCAACUCUGAAAGCGUUUGUUUACCAUGGUACGCAUUAAGAAUCGUUAUAUUGCCGUGCAAAUAGUGCCACAAACGCCAGUACAAACGCUGCGCCUUAACGACAGCACGCUGUCCAAGUGCCUGCUGCAGAAUGUGGAAAAAUAUUAUGGUGUCUACGGACUGGGAUUGUUGGAGCACGGUUUCCGUGUGAAAUACUGCAAUGAGCGUACCAAGAUUGCUAUCAUUCGUUGCAUUCACCGGGGCCAACGUUAUGUGUCCAGCAUAUUGCCGUUGAUAACACUCAUUGGCGAUGUUCGCGCCAAGUUCCGCACUCUUUAUGUGGGUGCCACGGUCAUACAGUGCAACAAGUUCAUUAUCAAGCAUCAGAAACAUUUUCUGGACCGCAUGAUGGGCCAAACGGCAUCGGCCAAGGAGCGUCAGGAUCUUUUCAAGCGUGUUAUGGAGCUCGACAUGGAGAGAUAGCUGCAAGCAAUUUUAUUUAAUUUU
Messenger RNA from Drosophila albomicans, 551 nucleotides. RefSeq lists its product as uncharacterized. Gene Ontology annotation, molecular function: ribonuclease P RNA binding. Lineage: Eukaryota; Metazoa; Arthropoda; Insecta; Diptera; Drosophilidae. The transcript is spliced from 3 exons. Gene Ontology annotation, biological process: tRNA 5'-leader removal. Bases 90 to 527 code for a protein of 145 amino acids. The record is from RefSeq and is a predicted model, not a curated record. Gene Ontology annotation, cellular component: ribonuclease P complex.